Molecule: messenger RNA, 1720 nt
Organism: Linum tenue
Lineage: Eukaryota; Viridiplantae; Streptophyta; Magnoliopsida; Malpighiales; Linaceae
Source: the annotation of a GenBank genome assembly
AACCACCGAGUCGCAAUUUCCGGUCAUUUCGGUCUGGUCAGCCAGCCAGAGCCAAAGCUUCAGCUGGCUGGUUUGUUGAACCGCCUCCUUUCUUCUCGCCCUUCUUCACCAACCCGCCUCCGUCUCUCCUGACUCACACCCACUUUCCUCGGAUUUUCUCGUUCUUUCCCCCAAGCAAUCUUUCCUUCCUUCUCCGUUUCUCUUCCAAUUCAAAGCUCAGUCAGUCAGCCGGCGACUAUCUUCAAGAACAAAGAACACUGUGUCGGUUUCUCUAAAAAACCCUAACAUGUCCUCCUCCUACUACGCUCCAGUCCCAACGCUUCCCUCCUCUUCUCCUUCCAUCGCCUCUAUUCCCUCCCUCCACUUCCGACGCUCUUUCGCUUCGCUUACCGCCGGCAAAGCUUCUUCAAGACUCUCGAUUGACCUUCUUCCCCCCAACAGCCUGCCCCUUGGUCUCCCUUAUCUCUGCCGCAGGACUCCUUUGACCUCCAUCGUCGCCUCCGCCGCUUCUCGGGAAGAAUCGGCGCACCCUGAUUUCGAAGUGGAGAAGAAUGACGAUGAUCUCGACACCAGGAAUCAAGAGUCGCAGGAAGCUUGGAAGAAGGCUCUUGAAUCGUUCAAGGAACAGGCCAUACACAUGAAAGGUAUAUCUCAGGAAGCUUACGAAGUCUACUCCAAGAAGGCCAUGGUCAUUCUGGGAGAGACUUCAGAGCAGCUCAAAAUCCAAGCUGAGAGGGCAAGGAAAGAUUUGAAUUCUUUGGCUAAGGAGGUUAAUGAAGCUGCCGAGAACUCUCCUGAAGGUGUUAGGGAUAUUCUGGAGACUAUCAGCUCAUCUACUGAUGUCAAAGAUAUCUCUGAGCUCAAGGAUUACCACGUUGGGAUAGGAUAUGGCUCCCUUGUGUUUCUUGGUGGGUUUGCUGCGUUCAUGUUGGUUGGGAGCAUUUCUGCUGUUAGGUUCGGUGUGAUUCUUGGUGGUGCUCUUUUGGCGCUUGGAAUAGCAAGUCGAAGAGCACAAAACAAUGGGGAGGCAUAUGAUUUGCCCUUGAAAGGACAGACAGCAAUUGCGGCUGUAAUUUUCCUUAGGAAGAUCACUUUGCUGUUUCAGAGAGGUUCUCUUUUCCAAUUCAUUUCGGCUGUCAUCAGUACUGCUGUGCUUGCGUUUUACUGCUAUAGGAUUGGUACGCAGAAGGGUAUGGAUGGCAGGAGCACCAACUGGGGAACACCUGCAGAAGAGUAAUGCCUUUCUUUGAUGCCAGCGUGAGAGAUAUGUCUAAGCUGUCAGUCUGUUAUGAGCGAAAAAUUCAAAUUUGGACUUCCACACGACGUUGCAACUGAUGAAGCUCGCUUUGUACGAGGUGGAAGGUAGUGUAUGUUAGUUAGGCUCGGGCAGUAGCCUGGGGACGUUGCUUCCCAGUUCUGGAGAGCAUUCGUAAUGCAAAAUGCAGGGUGUUCUUGUUGUCUUUUCGAGCUGUAUCAUGAUAGCAAGUCCGAUAUGGACCAACAAGGUUCCACAGUGAUACUUAAGGGUGUUUUUGGCUUUGAAAUGUCUGAUUUGUUUUUGCCCAUUAAUGUUUUUAGAAUGAUAGAGCGUAUGGCCAGCCUGUUAGACGCUAAUUAGUGAAUUGAAAAUGGCUGUGGUCUUUUCUUCUUUCAUUUCGAGGUAUUUUUUCUAUGUAUUAAUGGGUUUUGUUAAUAGAGCAAGUAGCCUGUACAUUUAUGC